GACAAAGAGAAGGAGGUGGAAGAAGAGGAGGAGGAAGAGGACAAAGAGAAGGAGGAAGAGGACAAAGAGAAGGAGGUGGAAGAAGAGGAGGAGGAAGAGGACAAAGAGAAGGAGGUGGAAGAAGAGGAGGAGGAAGAGGACAAAGAGAAGGAGGUGGAAGAAGAGGAGGAGGAAGAGGACAAAGAGAAGGAGGUGGAAGAAGAGGAGGAGGAAGAGGACAAAGAGAAGGAGGUGGAAGGGGAGGAGGAGGACAAAGAGAAGGAGGUGGAAGAAGAGGAGGAGGAAGAGGACAAAGAGAAGGAGGUGGAAGAAGAGGAGGAGGAAGAGGACAAAGAGAAGGAGGUGGAAGAAGAGGAGGAGGAAGAGGACAAAGAGAAGGAGGUGGAAGAAGAGGAGGAGGAAGAGGACAAAGAGAAGGAGGUGGAAGAAGAGGAGGAGGAAGAGGACAAAGAGAAGGAGGUGGAAGAAGAGGAGGAGGAAGAGGACAAAGAGAAGGAGGUGGAAGAAGAGGAGGAGGAAGAGGACAAAGAGAAGGAGGUGGAAGAAGAGGAGGAAGAGGACAAAGAGGAGGAGGUGGAAGAAGAGGAGGAGGAGGAC
This is a messenger RNA of Oncorhynchus tshawytscha (Chinook salmon), 597 nucleotides long. Its product is annotated as cilia- and flagella-associated protein 251-like. The transcript has 3 exons. The record is from RefSeq and is a predicted model, not a curated record. NCBI's taxonomy places the organism in Eukaryota, Metazoa, Chordata, Actinopteri, Salmoniformes, Salmonidae. The annotation marks the transcript as partial.